Molecule: messenger RNA, 2430 nt
Organism: Amphibalanus amphitrite
Lineage: Eukaryota; Metazoa; Arthropoda; Thecostraca; Balanomorpha; Balanidae
Product: tenascin-X-like
Exons: 3
Coding region: 1-2430 (809 amino acids)
Source: RefSeq, a predicted model, not a curated record
AUGUCUGGCGGCAAGGGCUGCUGUGCUGGUGCCUGCAACUGCUGCUCCCAGGGCAAGUGCUGCGACUCCAACGACUGCUGCAAGGGCGGAAAGUGCACGUGUAAAGACUGCAAGUGCACUCCUGACAACAACUGCGGAUGCUGCUGCAACGGCAAAUGCUGCGACGCCGGCGACUGUUGCAAGGGCGGAAAGUGCACGUGCAAAGACUGCGAGUGCACUCCUGCCACCAACUGCGGAUGCUGCUGCAACGGCAAAUGCUGCGACUCCGGCGACUGCUGCAAGGGCGGAAAGUGCACGUGCAAAGACUGUAAGUGCACUCCUGACAAAAACUGCGGAUGCUGCUGCAACGGCAAAUGCUGCGACGCCGGCGGCUGCUGCAAGGGCGGAAAGUGCACGUGCAAGGACUGCAAGUGCACUCCUGACAACAACUGCGGAUGCUGCGACUCCGGCGACUGCUGCAAGGGCGGAAAGUGCACGUGCAAGGACUGCAAGUGCACUCCUGCCAACAACUGCGGAUGCUGCUGCAACGGCAAAUGCUGCGACGCCGGCGACUGCUGCAAGGGCGGAAAGUGCACGUGCAAAGACUGCAAGUGCACUCCUGACAACAACUGCGGAUGCUGCUGCAACGGCAAAUGCUGCGACUCCGGCGACUGCUGCAAGGGCGGAAAGUGCACGUGCAAGGACUGCAAGUGCACUCCUGCCAACAACUGCGGAUGCUGCUGCAAUGGCAAAUGCUGCAAUGCCGGCGACUGCUGCGAGGGCGGAAAGUGCACGUGCAAAGACUGCAAGUGCACUCCUGCCAACAACUGCGGAUGCUGCUGCAAUGGCAAAUGCUGCAAUGCCGGCGACUGCUGCACGGGCGGAAAGUGCACGUGCAAAGACUGCAAGUGCACUCCUGCCAACAACUGCGGAUGCUGCUGCAACGGCAAAUGCUGCGACGCCGGCGACUGCUGCAAGGACGGAAAGUGCACGUGCAAAGACUGCAAGUGCACUCCUGACAAAAACUGCGGAUGCUGCUGUAAUGGCAAAUGCUGCAACUCCGGCGACUGCUGCAAGGGCGGAAAGUGCACGUGCAAAGACUGCAAGUGCACUCCUGACAACAACUGCGGAUGUUGCGACUCCAGCGACUGCUGCAAGGGCGGAAAGUGCGGCGGAAAGUGCACGUGCAAAGACUGCAAGUGCACUCCCGACAACAACUGCGGAUGCUGCUGCAACGGCAAAUGCUGCGACGCCGGCGACUGCUGCAAGGGCGGAAAGUGCACGUGCAAAGACUGCAAGUGCACUCCUGACAACAACUGCGGAUGCUGCUGCAAUGGCAAAUGCUGCAAUGCCGGCGACUGCUGCAAGGGCGGAAAGUGCACGUGCAAAGACUGCAAGUGCACUCCUGCCAACAACUGCGGAUGCUGCUGCAACGGCAAAUGCUGCGACGCCGGCGACUGCUGCAAGGGCGGAAAGUGCACGUGCAAAGACUGCAAGUGCACUCCUGACAACAACUGCGGAUGCUGCUGCAACGGCAAAUGCUGCGACUCCGGCGACUGCUGCAAGGGCGGAAAGUGCACGUGCAAGGACUGCAAGUGCACUCCUGACAACAACUGCGGAUGCUGCUGCAACGGCAAAUGCUGCGACUCCGGCGACUGCUGCAAGGGCGGAAAGUGCACGUGCAAGGACUGCAAGUGCACUCCUGACAAAAACUGCGGAUGCUGCUGCAACGGCAAAUGCUGCGACGCCGGCGACUGCUGCACGGGCGGAAAGUGCACGUGCAAGGACUGCAAGUGCACUCCUGCCAACAACUGCGGAUGCUGCUGCAAUGGCAAAUGCUGCAAUGCCGGCGACUGCUGCAAGGGCGGAAAGUGCAUGUGCAAAGACUGCAAGUGCACUCCUGCCAACAACUGCGGAUGCUGCUGCAACGGCAAAUGCUGCGACGCCGGCGACUGCUGCAAGGGCGGAAAGUGCACGUGCAAAGACUGCAAGUGCACUCCUGACAACAACUGCGGAUGCUGCUGCAACGGCAAAUGCUGCGACUCCGGCGACUGCUGCAAGGGCGGAAAGUGCACGUGCAAAGACUGCAAGUGCACUCCUGACAACAACUGCGGAUGCUGCUGCAACGGCAAAUGCUGCGACACCGGCGACUGCUGCAAGGGCGGAAAGUGCACGUGCAAGGACUGCAAGUGCACUCCUGACAACAACUGCGGAUGCUGCGACUCCGGCGACUGCUGCAAGGGCGGAAAGUGCACAUGCAAAGACUGCAAGUGCACUCCUGCCAACAACUGCGGAUGCUGCUGCAAUGGCAAAUGCUGCAAUGCCGGCGACUGCUGCAAGGGCGGAAAGUGCACGUGCAAGGACUGUAAGUGCACGUGUGUCGACCGCGAGAGCCCUUCGGGUGACAGUGGCAGUGCCGAUGACGGCGGCUACGGCUGCAGCUGCGUGUGA